This is a messenger RNA of Manihot esculenta (cassava), 2006 nucleotides long. Its product is annotated as dolichyl-phosphate beta-glucosyltransferase. Lineage: Eukaryota; Viridiplantae; Streptophyta; Magnoliopsida; Malpighiales; Euphorbiaceae. Bases 55 to 1053 code for a protein of 332 amino acids. The record is from RefSeq and is a predicted model, not a curated record. The transcript has 9 exons. Gene Ontology annotation, cellular component: endoplasmic reticulum membrane.
UGGCGAAACCAGAGACUCCAGGGUAGAGGAGGAUUUGAAGAGCAGCAGAGACGAAUGUGGGUGCUGUCAAUGAUAGUAGAGCUUCUGGCAGGCCUACUUCUGAUGGUAACUUCGCUAUUAGUCUUUCCAAUCAUCUUUGAAUCCUACAAGCGAAGAUUCAAUGACAAGCACGUCGAUGCUCCUGCUAUCUUCGAGGAUCCGAAUUCGUUAAAACAGGUUCCUUGCCCCCAUAUCCAUGAUCCAGCAGAGAAGUAUGUAUCGUUGAUAGUUCCUGCAUUUAAUGAAGAACAUAGGCUUCCUGCAACACUUGAUGAAACCAUGAAUUAUCUUCAACAACGUGUAGCAAAGGAUAAGUCAUUUACUUAUGAGGUGGUGAUUGUUGAUGAUGGAAGUGCUGAUGCCACAAAAAGUUUAGCUUUUGGCUUUGUGAAAAAAUAUACUGUAGACAAUGUAAGAGUUAUCCUUCUUGGAAGAAAUCACGGUAAGGGAGAAGCUAUUCGGAAAGGCAUGCUUAAUGCUCGUGGUGAACUACUUUUAAUGCUGGAUGCUGAUGGGGCAACAAAGGUUAAUGACCUUGAGAAACUUGAAAAUCAGAUUCAUGCUGUUGCCAAAAAGGAGUUUAAUUGGGGAGCUACAGUUACAGAUUCAAAUUUUAGAAUAUCUGAUUUCCCAAUUGCUGCGUUUGGCUCUUGUGCUUAUCUUGAGGAGAAGGCUCUGGCAACAGUUCAGUCUUGCUUAUGCUUCACUAAUUUUUAUGUUUUUCGUUGUUUAGCUUGUCAACUUUAUUUUGUAUUUCUCAUGGUUGACACAAUAUGCUUUGCGUUCCAGAGAAUGUGGUAUUGCAAUCUUCUAAUGGUGGGCUUUCAUCUUGUUGUUCUCUUAGCUGCUGGUCCUGGAAUUCGUGAUACUCAGUGUGGUUUUAAGAUGUUUACCAGGGCUGCAGCAAGCAAACUUUUCACAAACAUGAGGCUGAAAAGUAUGCCCUUAGACACAUCCAAAUGGCAACUGUUGGCACGGCAGCUGCUGGCUAAUGUACAUUAUUCUCUUAGUUGAAGUGAAGGGAAAUGGGUUCUGGUUAUGUCUAGCAAUUUCUUCUGUCUUUGAUGUUCCAUGCUUUAUUCACUGGUUUAUUUCCGUUGAAUUUAUUAUGUGUUACUGAUGUUUGAAGAAAUUGAACUUUUGUGCAGAUGGUGCUUUGAUGUUGAGGUUUUCUUCCUAUGCUAACAUUUCGGUAUCCCCAUGCUUGAAAUUUCUGUAAGCUGGUCCGAAAUUCCUGGAUCCAAGUUGAAUCUGUUAAGCAUUCCCAACAUGAUUUGGGAGCUUGCAAUCAUGUCCUUUGGAUAUAGUACUGGAAUUUGGGAAAUUUGCAGAUAAGAGUAUUUUUCAUAUUUCGUAGUGGAGAUUAUUAAUGAGAAUUAUAGUGAUUUCCUGGGCAACUCUGGAAAAAGAAAAGAUAACUCCAAUCUCAGGGUUGAACACCUUUGGAAGCGCAUAUACGAGGAGCAAAUUUCUGAUUCUUAGCUUGAAAUGGAAGUAUAGUCAAAUCUUUCAGCUUACUGUUUGAGUGAUCUACCUUCUUCUCUUCUUCUUCUUAUUUUUCUUAAAGUUAUUAUUUAAUUACUGAAUUUAGAGUUUAGAUUCCUUGUUUGAAGAAAUAUGAAACCAGAAGCCAUCAUGCUCAUAAUAGCAGCCAUUGUUCUAUGCUUUAUAUGGUGAGGACAAUCAAUUUCCUUGACGUGAACGAGAUGUCGUUUUGUUCAGGGUUAGCUACUUUUCUUUGAGUAAUGAUAUGAGAUGGGGCGUGCAUGGUCCAGAGCAGCCAUAAGAGCCAAAGCCACAAGUGCCCUUCAUGAGCCUAGACAUUGAUCGCCAUUUUUCCGAAUGGCAGUGGGUCGAGUCCAAAUGAAAAUUAUCCAAUUGUUAAUAUUUUCAAUGUGAAUGUCUCAGACCUGAUUAUAAUAAUCAUCUAAGACUCUUAUAAUACUACUUGGCAAGGGCUUCGUAAC